AUGAAAGUCUAUCCCCAAUUGAUACUCAUAUGGUCCAUUUCAAUACUAGCAAUCGAGUCUACUACUUCAAUAGGUCAUCUGAGAGGUCCCCUCUUGAUUAAAAGGGACAAUGACACAUGUUCAUCACAACUUCUUUUGAUAGCACCGCAACAAAGAUGUGAAUUCAUAAAGUCAAACUGUCAAGAUCUUGAAGGACUAGUCAACUAUUUCAGUUUCUACUAUUGUAAGUUUGGAUUUUUGAAAACAUUUGCCAUCAUUCCAUUGUCACUAUGUCUAUUUGUUAUGUUCUUAUCCUUAGGAGUAACUGCAUCUGACUUUUUAUGUCCAAAUUUAGAUACAAUUUCUAAAUUCCUUCAAUUGUCAGAUAAUCUUGCAGGAUUGACAUUACUAGCAUUUGGAAAUGGUGCCCCGGAUGUGUUUAGUACCUUACAAGCAUUCUCGUGGGAUUCUGGAAGUUUAGCUAUUGCGGAAUUGAUUGGUGCUUCCUUGUUUAUUGUGACCGUGGUAGUUGGCACAAUUGCAGUAUUACAUCCAUUCGAAGUUCCUCAAAAUAUAUUUAUUAGAGACGCAACCAUGUAUAUAUUUAUUGUUCUCGUGGUAAUAAUUUCCCUUCUUAUUGGUUCCCUCCUGAUAUUCACAAGUUUAGUAUUGGUGGUUGCCUACGUGUUAUAUGUUGGCGCAGCAGUAUAUAGACAUUCUCGUUACAAAGCAAAAGUUGCACAACUAUUAAGAGAUCAAAGAUCAAGAAAUGCGUUUUCAGAUACAAUACAGGAUAAUAUAGAAGAUAUUGAUGAAAUUUAUCUUGAUAAUUUUGCAAGAUUACCUACAAUUGACCAUUUCCAAGUAAAUGAUGAUUCAAUGAAUGAAUAUUUAACAUUUCAAGAUAUGCCGCAUGACUCGAUUUCUAAAUCGAUGACAUCUUCUGCAGGGACAUAUGGUCUUCGUAUGUUAUUGAAGGAUUUAUCUGAUCAUUCUAGUGUUUCGCGGGGGGGUAUCCAGUUGUCAAGGGAACGUCCAUUGACAUCUACCACCACCACCAAUGAUGAUAUAGAGAUAGGAGAUCUAGACAACUUUGAAGAUGAAGAUCUCAAUAUAUUUGGAUACAAGCCUGAUCGCGAAGUUGUCUCGUUUUUAUUUCCUCAGCUUUCAAGAUUUAAACAGUUAAACAUAUAUGAUAAAAUCUUGACGAUAUUCUCGCUUCCGGUGAAUACAUUGCUUCAUCUAACCAAUCCUGUGAGAAACCGUGCAACUAUAGAAGAACUUAAUCAACAGGUACGAACCUUGGGAACUGAUAACAAUGUUCCACUGUUUGAUUACGAACAAGAUAAACGAUUCCUCCUUAUUCAGACAGCCGCAGGGCUUGUAUUCCUAACUAUAAAUUUCACCAGUUCAAUGCUGCAUUUCUGGGCAAUACACUUGCCCCUUGGGAUUGUUUCAUCUAUGGCCUUGACGUAUCUUGUCAAACUUGUGUACCCCUUUGGACCAAUUUCAGUAAGAUUUGCUUCCCGUAUCAAGGCAAUAAAUUACUUUGCUUCAUUUCUAGGAUUCAUAGUUUCAAUUUCAUGGAUAUCAAUAUUUGCAGGUGAAAUCAUCAACAUUCUUAAGACAAUAUCAGUCAUAUAUAAUCUUAGUGACGAUAUAUUGGGUAUCACUGUGUUUGCAUUGGGUAACUCGAUUGGAGACUUUAUUUCAAAUUAUACCAUUGCGAAAAUGGGCAUGCCUAUGAUGGCAUUUGCAGCAUGUUUUGGUGGUCCCCUUUUAGCUCUUUGUUCAUUGGGGUUAACUGGAUUAAUCACAAUUCCUAAAUUACAAGGGAACGUAUAUGAACUAGCAAUGACAAGAACGUUAGCUAUUACCUCUGGUGCAUUGAUUGUCAAUUUGAUAUUUCUUGUAAUCAUCAUCCCAAAAAAUAAUUGGAUUUUAGAUAAAACUAUUGGGAAGAUAUUGAUAUUGAACUGGGUCAUUGCAACAACUCUCUGUAUAAUCAGUGAGUUUCUUUAA
Molecule: messenger RNA, 2001 nt
Organism: Spathaspora passalidarum NRRL Y-27907
Lineage: Eukaryota; Fungi; Ascomycota; Pichiomycetes; Serinales; Debaryomycetaceae
Exons: 1
Coding region: 1-2001 (666 amino acids)
Biological process (GO): transmembrane transport; monoatomic cation transport; intracellular calcium ion homeostasis
Cellular component (GO): membrane
Molecular function (GO): monoatomic cation transmembrane transporter activity
Source: RefSeq, a predicted model, not a curated record